AAUGGUUACAACGCAUCAAUGAUUUUAUUUUGAAAAUCCAAACAGGAAAGCGCACACUUUGUUUAGCUGGUUUGAUACUGAAACUUCCACCAAGAUACAGCAUUAGGUGAUCUACAGACAGACAGAGAAGCCAUUUUGUGAGUAUAACAACUUGAAUAAAUCAGCACGUCUCUCCGAGAAGUCAUGGCAGACCUUGGCAUUAAAGCAGGGGACAAGGUGAUGCUGGUUUGGACUCAGCCCUCAGCACCAGAGGCCCUGAAACCAUAUGUAGAGGAACUGGGGGCCAUUGUUGGUGCGGACUGCAAAGUGUCAGUGGAGAACAUGGAGAGACUCCUGCUGUCCUCCUACUCAGCAUCCAGCUUUGACUGGGUGCUGUCAUGUCUCCUGGCCGACUGCUCCUCGGUCCACAGCGCCGAGACUCUAGCAGAAAUGGCCAGAUUGCUCAAACCUGGUGGGAAGCUAGUUCUGGAUGAAGCAGUUACAGGAGCUGAGGCGCAGAGUGUGCGGACUGCUGAGAAGCUGAUUUCAGCUCUGAAGUUGUCAGGGUUCAUGUCAGUGACAGAGGUCAGUAAAGCACAGCUAAGUCCUGAGGUGUUGAGCUCCCUUUGUACGGCUACUGGUUACCAAGGAGACAAUCUGUCUAGAGUCCGCAUAUCUGCCUCCAAACCCAGUUUUGAGGUGGGAUCAUCCAGCCAGAUUAAACUGUCAUUCGGGAAAAAGCCAGCAGAGAAACCUGCUCUGGAUCCCAACGCUGUCAAAAUGUGGACACUGUCAGCCAAUGACAUGGAUGAUGAUGAUGUGGAUCUGGUGGACUCUGAUGCUCUGCUGGAUGAAGAAGACUUGAAGAAGCCAGACCCAUUAUCUCUUAAAGCCCCCACAUGUGGAGAAGGAGCUAACAAGAAGAAAGCCUGCAAGAACUGCACAUGUGGGCUUGCUGAGGAGCUGGAGCAGGACAGUAAAGCAAAACAGAAGACUAACUUGCCAAAAUCUUCCUGUGGAAGCUGUUACCUUGGUGAUGCGUUCCGGUGUGCCAGCUGUCCGUACAUGGGGAUGCCAGCGUUCAAACCCGGAGAGAAGAUUGUGCUGGACAACAUGACGCUGACAGAUGCUUGAAACUCAAGCUUCACACAUCCUGCUCAUGCCUCAAAAUAUUACAUUCCUUCCUCCCCCCCCCAUCCCCACUGAAACAACCCUAGAGAUGUGGUUUCCUCUGCAAAAAUGAGCAGAUGUGAUGGGGUUUGGGCAUCGCAGUUUUCCUCCUGCUGUUAAUUAUGCAAAUGAUGGUGAGAGUUACCAAGGGGGGUUUCUUUCUAGUACGUGAAAGCACUGAAAUGCAUGUUCUUGUUCUAUUCAUAUCUGACCAUGACAUAUUUCAGUAUGAAGUAAAACUACCAAAUGUUCACCAGUGCAAUUGAAGCAUACAGAGGUCCAUAGAAUCUGUCCAAUUCAAGCUUAUUUAUGUACGUACAGGAAAAUAGUAUGGCCGUAAGACAUGUGGCCUUUUUGUUUCAUUUUAAUACAAUAAACUGAAGCCCAAGGUU
Molecule: messenger RNA, 1541 nt
Organism: Perca fluviatilis (European perch)
Lineage: Eukaryota; Metazoa; Chordata; Actinopteri; Perciformes; Percidae
Gene: ciapin1
Product: cytokine induced apoptosis inhibitor 1
Exons: 9
Coding region: 184-1113 (309 amino acids)
Biological process (GO): iron-sulfur cluster assembly
Cellular component (GO): cytoplasm
Molecular function (GO): iron-sulfur cluster binding
Source: RefSeq, a predicted model, not a curated record